UUGGCCAUUAUUAGACGAAGAAACAAUUACACGAUCAGAGAGCCAAGAGAGAGAGAACCAUGGCUUCUCUCCUCACCCAACCCAUUCUCUUCUAUCUACAAAUCCUGGGUCUGUUAAUCGCAUCGGUUUGCGUCCCAGUUAUCAGCGGUGGUGGGGUUGUAGAAGCUCGAGAACAGAGAGAGUUCGAUUACUUCGUCUUGGCUCUACAAUGGCCCGGCACUUUCUGCCGGAGAACCCACCAUUGUUGUUCCUCCAAUGGUUGUUGUAGAGGCUCAAAUUCUCCAACCGAGUUUACAAUCCAUGGAUUGUGGUCUAACUAUAACGAUGGAACCUGGCCUGCAUGUUGCACUGGAUCUAAUUUUGAUGUAAAAGAGAUCUCAACAUUGCUCGAUGCCCUAGAGAAGUAUUGGCCAUCUUUAAGUUGUGGUUCUUCGUCAACCUGUCAUGGUGGAAAAGGAUUAUUUUGGGCUCAUGAGUGGGAAAAGCAUGGGACAUGUUCGUCUCCAGUUAUUCGAGAUGAAUACAAUUACUUUUUGACAACCCUCAACGUCUAUUUCAAAUAUAAUGUCACAAAUGUUCUGAAUGAAGCUGGAUAUGUGCCAUCGAACUCUGAAAAAUAUCCUCUUGGAGGCAUUAUUUCUGCAAUUGAAAAUGCCUUCCAUGCAACACCAUUAGUGGUUUGCUCUGAUGGUGCAGUGGAGGAACUGCGAUUAUGCUUCUAUAAGGAUUUUAAGCCUCGGGAUUGUGUAAUUGGAUUUACCAGUCAAGAUGACAUUAUUUCUUCGAAGAGCUCUUGUCCCAAAUAUGUGAGCUUGCCAGCAUUCGCAUCAGUAGGGCUUGAAAAUGGAGGGGCUGCAUUUUCAUGGUUACGUCAACAUGAAGCUCUUUGAACAGCCGGUACCUUGUAAGGAUACAAUGAGAUUGCCAAAUCCUCUGUUGUAUUUGUAAACAGAAUAAGAUUGUACUAUAAAAAAAUGGGGAAAAGGUUUUCUAUUUGUGUACCUGGACAGGUGAAACAUUGAACGUAUAACUUUGAAUUGGUUGUGUCGACCAAUCUAUGCACUGUGUUAUUGUUAGUAUAAUAUUGAUACCAUGCAACUGAACAUAGCCGGAUCCAUGAUUUGCCAGGUUGCUUGUUAUAUUA
Camellia sinensis is the source of this 1144-nucleotide messenger RNA. RefSeq names its product ribonuclease 2. The record is from RefSeq and is a predicted model, not a curated record. Gene Ontology annotation, cellular component: extracellular region. Gene Ontology annotation, molecular function: ribonuclease T2 activity; RNA binding. Gene Ontology annotation, biological process: RNA catabolic process. NCBI's taxonomy places the organism in Eukaryota, Viridiplantae, Streptophyta, Magnoliopsida, Ericales, Theaceae.